Messenger RNA from Eublepharis macularius, 815 nucleotides. Its product is annotated as proline-rich protein 2-like. NCBI's taxonomy places the organism in Eukaryota, Metazoa, Chordata, Lepidosauria, Squamata, Eublepharidae. The transcript has 14 exons. The record is from RefSeq and is a predicted model, not a curated record. Bases 48 to 512 code for a protein of 154 amino acids.
AGGGGGGGAAUCUUUGAUAUAUCUCCAACUGAAUCAGAGUUUCCCAAAUGAGAAGAGAGCAAGGAUACAACACAGGCCUGGACAUAAAUUUCAAUUCCUCUACCACCAUGAAACUGCUGGUUCUUCUUUGCUGUUUUCUGAGCACAGUAGUUGCUGUCCCAGUCCGUCGGUCAGUUGGACUUUCCAGCGAAGAGCGUCGACCCAUUUUGAUUUCUCAGGGGCCUCCUGUAUUUCCUCCGUUACCAGGAUUUGCACAAUUACCUCAGUUACCAGGAUCUAUGCCAUUUACUCAAGUAGCAGUACCUCAGCAAGCAGCACAGUAUGCUCCCUGGAACAGAUUCCCUGAACUUUACAAUAAUUUCUAUGGAUUCCCUAUAGGGGGUAUGCCACCACCUGUCGGGGGCAUGCCACCUCCUGUCGGGGGAAUGCCACCACCUGUUGGUGGCAUGCCACCUCCUGUUGGGGGAAUGCCACCUCCUGUUGGCGGCAUGCCACCUCCUCUUGGGAAAUAACAUCCUAACUGAAGAACCUUCUGCCAGUGACACCAAGAACGUGAAAGAUGUCUUCUGACCUGGUCUUUCAUCUUUCAACACCCCUGCUUUCAACCCACAUUUUUAUGCCUCCCUCAUAGCAACUGCUUACUCUAAAUAGCUUUAGGCAAUGUUGAAAAGAAGAAUGAAACCACAAAGGCUACAAAAUAUUUAUUCUAAACUUACAGGAUAAAUAUUUUAACUUCUGCCAGGGUUGAAUCAGAUAACAGGGAGAUAGUACUGUCUUGCGUACAUUUGAUUGUCUUACUUAAGGCUGGCCAUUCA